GCGGCGCGGAAAGGAGUGGGCGCUGGGAUCUGGUGGAGGCCCCCGGGGUGUAUCGUUCCCAGAGGGAUCGAUCGCAGGCCUGCCCCGUCAUCUCCUUAGCGUUGGAGAGAAGGAACUGGGGAAGUUGAGGAGAAAGGUUUAACAGCUUGGGAUUUCCUUGCUGAACUUUUUUCCCCCAGGCAGGCUUCUGAAGGCUGCGCCACUGGACCUUAGAGGGCUGACUCUACUCUGGUUUGGCCUUGGCAUGUUGUGGGAGCAGUUUUUAUCAGAAUUCUCAACUUGCAAGUUGAAGUCUUCGGCCACACCAGGAGGGAGGGCUUCGAGGAAGAUUCUAGCGUCUCACCUCUCCUUUGUUAGGCUGGGGGCUUGUGUAGAAUGGUGGCUAUGCUUCUGCAGGCUUGUGGCCAAAGUCUGUGAAAGUGGUUUUCGUUGGUCAGCUGAACUGGAAUUUUCAGGUUGUUUUCUCCCUCUGCUCUGGAGAGUAGUAGGAGCUCUUCUCCCUCCACUCCCUUCAUCUAAGUUCUAAAGGCUGCUAAGGGUUAGCUGGUCAUAUUUGAUGAAGCAGUUGUUUAAACUUGUGAAAAUACUGAAGCAGGAUCUUAAACUUCAGGGGUUUGUUUUGGUUUCUGUUUGUUACACUCAGGGGUGUAAAUGUUGGAGCACCCCUGUUAUGGGCUUGUUUGCUUUGGUGUUUACAGAACAAUACUAGGGUUUUCUGUUUCAUUCCACUUUGAGUACUCUAUAAUCUCACCAAUUCCUGUUACUUUCCCACUGAAAUGUUUACUGGCUAUUUGUAGUAGUUUCUCCCCUUAAUAAAUAAAGGUAACAGAUAGAAAAAAAUAGAUACUUGCCUGUCUGUUAUUCAGUAAGUUCAUGGAGCCUGGAGAGUGGUUUUCAAAGUCCUGUACUUUUAUUCUUGAGUGCCCCAGUCCUUGGUAUUUUGAGAGCAUGUCACAAUACUUCCAUCAUCUUCCAGGGAAAGCUCCCUUAUGGAACUUUUUCCUUCUCAUAUUCCGUCAUCAUAAUAGCAGUUAGUCUCAGUAUUCUAAUGAUGAUAGUUGGAGCAAUUUUUCCUUGGAAUGACUCUGCUGGCUGCUGUUAGAGAGUUGGUGAGCAUGAGUGGAGAUGAAGAAUGUGGAAGGAACUGCUUCCUGUUUGCUUCAACAGGAGAAAAUGUGAAGGAGCCCAGGCAGCGGAAAGAUAACAGGCGCCCAGAUCUGGAAAUCUAUAAACCUGGUCUUUCUCGACUAAGGAACAAACCUAAAAUCAAGGAAAUCUCUGGGAGUGAUGAAUUUAAGGACGAAAUUGUUAAUGACAGAGAUUCUUCUACUGUUGGAAAUGGUACACAGCUCACUAAAGACGUCUGUAAAGAACUGGACAACCAACAGCAAAAUGGUCCUUUAGACCCAGAAAAUAUCCGGGCACAGGAAUCCUUCCCAAGGACUGCUGGACAAGAGGAUCGAAGUCUAAGAAUUAUCAAGAGAACAAAGAAACCUGAUAUGCAGAUCUAUCAGCCUGGAAGGCGUUUGCAGACUGUUACCAAAGAAUCAUCUAGCCGGGUAGAUGAGGAAGAAAUCCUCAACCAGGUGGAACAACUGAGAGUAGAGGAAGAUGAUUGUAGGGGAAAUGUGAAAGAGGAGGUUGUGAAUAAACAGGAGACAGAGAAGAGCCUAAAUGGUGACAGAGUAAGGGCUACAAAGGGAGAGAAAGGAAGGAGGGUUGAAAAAGGGGAGGGGAUAAAGAAAGUCAAUGAUGACCUGGCACAGGGAAAGCCAGGUUCUGUGAAGCGCUACUCUCGCUCAGACAAACGAAGGAACCGCUACCGCACUUGCAGUACCAGCUCCGCUGGUAGCAACAACAGUGCUGAGGGGGCUGGCCUGACUGAUAAUGGAUGUCGCCGCCGCCGCCAGGAUCGAACCAAGGAGAGGCCACGACUGAAGAAGCAAGUGUCUAUGUCCUCAACUGACUCCUUAGAUGAGGACAGAAUUGAUGAGCCUGAUGGGCCCAGGAGGAGCUCAGAAAGGAGGAAACAUUUAGAUAGAAGCUGGUCUGGCCGUGGAGAGGGAGAGCAGAAAAGCAAUGGUAAAGAAAAUCGAGGCGCUCUUCGUGUUACUUUUGAUGCAGAAACCAUGAACAAAGAUUCCCCACUGCUGAGGUCAGCCAGGGAGGAUGUGGAUAGGAUAAAGCCUGACAAGGGCUUGAGCAGUGGAGGCAAAGGCUGUGAGAAGCAGGAGUCUAAAAACCUGAAACAAGAACUUCGGGGUCGUGGCCGUGGCAUUCUGAUUCUGCCUGCCCAUACCACCCUGUCUGUCAAUUCAGCUGGUUCUCCAGAGUCUACACCCUUGGGACCUCGGCUUUUAUUUGGAUCUGGUAGUAAGGGAUCUCGGAGUUGGGGCCGAGGAGGCACCACUCGACGAUUGUGGGACCCAAACAAUCCUGAUCAGAAACCUGCUCUAAAGAGCCAGACACCCCAGCUACAUUUCUUGGACACUGAUGAUGAAGUCAGUCCCACAUCUUGGGGUGACUCACGCCAGGCCCAAGCAUCUUACUAUAAGUUUCAAAACUCUGACAACCCCUAUUACUACCCCCGGACACCAGGCCCAGCCUCCCAGUAUCCUUUUACAGGCUAUAGCCCUCUGCAGUACCCUGUGGGCCCUACGAAUGGUGUGUACCCAGGGCCUUACUACCCAGGCUAUCCAACUCCAUCAGGACAGUAUGUUUGUGGCCCUCUCCCUGCCAGCACCAUGAGUCCUGAGGAUAUGGAGCAGCACAUGAGGAACAUGCAGCAACAGGAGCUACAUAGGCUUCUCCGGGUGGCCGACAACCAGGAACUGCAGCUCAGCAACCUGCUUUCCAGGGACCGCAUCAGUCCUGAGGGCCUGGAGAAGAUGGCUCAGCUCAGAGCUGAACUGCUGCAGCUAUAUGAGCGCUGUAUUCUAUUAGAUAUUGAGUUCUCUGAUAAUCAGAAUGUGGAUCAGAUCCUGUGGAAGAAUGCUUUCUAUCAGGUGAUUGAGAAGUUCAGGCAGCUUCUCAAGGAUCCAAAUGUUGAGAACCCAGAACAGAUUCGGAACAGACUUUUGGAGCUGUUGGAUGAGGGUAGUGACUUCUUUGAUAGUUUGCUUCAGAAGCUGCAAGUUACUUACAAGUUCAAACUGGAGGACUACAUGGACGGUCUUGCCAUUCGCAGCAAGCCAUUACGCAAGACAGUAAAAUAUGCCUUGAUCAGUGCACAACGAUGUAUGAUUUGCCAAGGAGAUAUUGCUAGGUAUCGGGAGCAAGCGAAUGAUACAGCAAACUAUGGGAAAGCUCGCAGUUGGUACCUGAAGGCCCAGCACAUUGCUCCCAAGAAUGGACGUCCCUAUAACCAGUUGGCUCUCCUGGCAGUGUAUACGAGGAGGAAGCUUGAUGCUGUGUAUUACUAUAUGCGCAGUUUAGCUGCCAGCAAUCCUAUCCUGACUGCCAAGGAGAGUCUCAUGAGUUUGUUUGAAGAGACCAAACGAAAGGCUGAACAGAUGGAAAAGAAGCAACACGAGGAGUUGGAACUGAGCCCUGACCAAUGGCGGAAAGGAAAGAAGUCUACUUUCCGGCAUGUUGGAGAUGACACGACUCGCCUGGAGAUCUGGAUUCAUCCAUCCCAUCCUCGGUCCUCCCAGGGCACUGAGUCUGGGAAGGAUUCUGAGCAGGAGAAUGGGCUAGGCAGCCUGAGCCCCAGUGAUCUGAACAAAAGGUUCAUCCUCAGUUUUCUCCAUGCCCAUGGGAAGCUGUUUACCCGGAUUGGGAUGGAGACAUUCCCUGCAGUGGCUGAGAAGGUCCUCAAGGAGUUCCAGGUGUUACUGCAGCAUAGUCCCUCUCCUAUUGGCAGUACCCGUAUGCUGCAGCUUAUGACCAUCAACAUGUUUGCUGUACACAACUCCCAGUUGAAAGACUGCUUCUCAGAGGAGUGUCGCUCGGUGAUCCAGGAGCAAGCCGCAGCCCUGGGUUUGGCCAUGUUUGCUCUCCUGGUGCGGCGCUGCACCUGCUUACUUAAGGAGUCUGCCAAAGCUCAGCUGUCCUCUCCUGAGGAUGAGGAUGACCAAGAUGACAUCAAGGUCUCUUCCUUCGUCCCGGACCUGAAGGAACUGCUCCCCAGUGUGAAAGUCUGGUCAGACUGGAUGCUCGGCUACCCAGACACCUGGAAUCCUCCACCCACAUCCCUGGAUCUGCCCUCACGGGUUGCUGUGGAUGUGUGGUCGAUGCUGGCUGAUUUCUGUAACAUAUUGACUGCGGUGAAUCAGUCUGAGGUGCCACUAUACAAGGACCCGGACGAUGACCUCACUCUUCUUAUCCUGGAAGAGGAUCGACUUCUCUCGGGCUUUGUCCCCUUGCUGGCUGCCCCUCAGGACCCCUGCUACGUGGAGAAAACCUCGGAUAAGGUUAUUGCAGCCGACUGCAAAAGGGUCACAGUGCUGAAGUAUUUUCUGGAAGCCCUUUGUGGACAAGAAGAGCCUCUGCUGGCAUUCAAGGGUGGAAAAUAUGUGUCAGUGGCACCCGUCCCAGACACCAUGGGAAAGGAAAUGGGAAGCCAAGAGGGAAAACAACUGGAAGAUGAGGAGGAGGACGUGGUGAUUGAAGACUUUGAGGAAGAUUCAGAGGCUGAAGGCAGCGGGGGCGAGGAUGACAUCAGGGAGCUUCGGGCCAAGAAGCUGGCUCUGGCCAGGAAGAUAGCUGAGCAGCAGCGUCGCCAAGAAAAGAUCCAGGCUGUCCUGGAGGACCACAGUCAGAUGAGGCAGAUGGAGCUCGAGAUCAGACCCUUGUUCCUCGUACCAGACACCAACGGCUUCAUUGACCACCUGGCCAGUCUGGCACGGCUGCUGGAGAGCAGGAAGUACAUCCUGGUGGUGCCCCUCAUCGUGAUCAAUGAGCUGGACGGCCUGGCCAAGGGACAGGAAACAGACCACCGGGCUGGGGGCUAUGCCCGGGUGGUGCAGGAAAAGGCCCGGAAGUCCAUCGAGUUCCUCGAGCGGCGAUUCGAGAGUCGGGACUCUUGCCUACGGGCUCUGACUAGCCGUGGCAAUGAACUGGAAUCCAUCGCCUUCCGCAGUGAGGACAUCACUGGCCAGCUGGGUAACAAUGAUGACCUGAUCCUCUCCUGCUGCCUCCACUACUGCAAAGACAAGGCUAAGGACUUCAUGCCCACCAACAAAGCACUUUGGAAGCAGGUGAGAGCUUGGACCGAGCCCCCAGCCCAGUUUUCAAGACCUUUUCGAGGAGCCAAUCCGGCUACUGCGGGAGGUGGUGCUGUUGACGGAUGACCGGAACCUGCGUGUGAAGGCACUGACGAGGAAUGUGCCUGUGCGGGACAUCCCAGCCUUCCUCACGUGGGCCCAGGUGGGCUGAGGGGGCCUCACCGGGGCCCACCCCCAUGGAACCGUUCCUGAGAGGCCACCAGGCGCACAGUGUAGCAUAGAAGAUGCCCACGUGCCUGAGCCACCAAUCCACCCAGACAAUAAACCAUCCUCUUCCAACCCACGCCGUGGCCAUGCUGUGGGGGAGCUGCUCCUCACAGAGCCCCUCCCAAGGGUCGGGCAGAAACUGCUGGGACCCUCCUCGGCUGCCAAGAUUUAGCAGGGAGGUGGCUGGCUGCAGUGACAGCAGGUGGGCCAGCCAGGUAGGCUGCCCACACUCUGAGCCUUUCUCCCUCCCCAUGUCUAGUUCAAGGGCUGGGAGAAGGCCUUCUCGGCCCCAGGACUCAGCCACUUUCUCACCUGGAGAUGGGGCAGGGGGUUAAGAGUUUCCAUCAGAUGCAGGUGGAAUGACGGGUCCCUUUGAUUUUCUUCAGAAUCCCUGUCCUGAAUGUGUCCAAGAGGCUUUGGUCAUGCCAUGAAGAGAGUGCCCAGGGUUUGUCUCUCUCCCUGAGGCCUGGAUUCCCCACGGACCUAAGUUGGGUUCUGGACCCCACAUCCUGAACAGCAGCCCUAGGCCCACGCCUCUUCUACCCCACCCCCAACACAAACACACACCCUGCUGCUCUUCUUCCUGCCCUUAUCAAUCUGGGUCCAUUGCACUUUGCCACUUAUUUUCCCCUCGGAUGGUCAUGGGUCUGGAGGGAAGGGACAUCCAGUCUCAGGCCCAUGCUCCCUGGGUGGCCUUUGCCUUCUCCCUCCCCCCUCAUCAGCCUUCCUUUUACUCUAGUUCCCCACUUUACGAAAUGUCCUCAGGUUCUUCUUAGUUCUCCCCUCCCUGUCCUCCCUCUCUCCCUCCUGAGUCAUCCCCUUCACCCUCCUUCCCUUUCUAGUUGACCCCUCUCACCUCCCUGGUCCCCUCCAUUUCCUCACCUCAGUUCCCCCAUGGAGGUUCUCACUCUGAAUCUUCCUCCUCCGGUACCUGGGACAGGAACCUAAUAAAGUUUUUCCACCCCUAACCUCCUUUGCCUGGCUCCUGUGCUCCGAGAAACUUCCAGGCUUGUACAGCCCAGCCUGAGGGUAGCCUGAAGUUUCACCCUGUUUCUAGCUUUGCCCUGGAAGAACUUGACACAGGGGCCCUUUGGCCUUGGAGUUUUUUGUUGCUGCUGGCACCUGUGUUCAAAAUCUCACUCUGGAGGCUGCCUUCUGGGAAUGUGUUCUCCCAAUCCAGGGACGGGGAUGAGGGGGACUUAGAGGGAAGGCAGUUCUGAGGAGGAGCCAGGAGUAAAUUUUGAUGGGACCAGUGAGGGAAUCUGCCAGAGCACCAUCUGACUUCACAGGUUGCCCUGAAGAUGAGAGCAAGGCUGUGCCUUCCCUGAGGCCCAAGACUAUGCCAGAAGGAAGGGGGACUGUGCAGGAGAGCCAGGGCCAAUAGUUUGGGGGUAUGAGCCCCCCAGGGCCUCAGAAGACUGGGCUGUUUAGGGUACAGGGUCCCCGGCCUCUCUUUUGAGAACUUCUCCCUGGAUGAAGGCCACUGACUGAGUGGGUGGGAGACCUGUCUCUCCUUUCUGUCCCAUUUGCAGCACUGGUUUUGUU
This is a messenger RNA of Equus quagga, 6977 nucleotides long. It is a transcript of the gene SMG6, whose product is annotated as SMG6 nonsense mediated mRNA decay factor. Gene Ontology annotation, cellular component: telomerase holoenzyme complex. Gene Ontology annotation, biological process: nuclear-transcribed mRNA catabolic process, nonsense-mediated decay. Gene Ontology annotation, molecular function: protein binding; telomeric repeat DNA binding; telomerase RNA binding. Lineage: Eukaryota; Metazoa; Chordata; Mammalia; Perissodactyla; Equidae. The transcript is spliced from 20 exons. The record is from RefSeq and is a predicted model, not a curated record. The coding region runs from base 1080 to 5291 and encodes 1403 amino acids.